Molecule: messenger RNA, 912 nt
Organism: Saxophila tyrrhenica
Lineage: Eukaryota; Fungi; Ascomycota; Dothideomycetes; Mycosphaerellales; Extremaceae
Gene: HRT1
Product: RING-box protein hrt1
Exons: 3
Coding region: 1-912 (303 amino acids)
Biological process (GO): anaphase-promoting complex-dependent catabolic process; protein ubiquitination
Cellular component (GO): anaphase-promoting complex; nucleus
Molecular function (GO): cullin family protein binding; zinc ion binding; ubiquitin protein ligase activity
Source: RefSeq, a predicted model, not a curated record
AUGGCUGAUGUGGAGAUGAUGGACGCUGCGCCAGCGGCCAAGGGCAGCAAAGCUGGUGCUGAGAGCAGCGGGGAGAAGAAGCCUAGAUUUGAGGUGAAGAAGUGGAACGCAGUCGCGCUGUGGGCGUGGGACAUCGUCGUCGACAACUGCGCCAUCUGCCGCAACCACAUCAUGGACCUGUGCAUCGACUGCCAGGCCAACCAGGCUUCGGCGACGUCUGAGGAGUGUACGGUGGCUUGGGGGAUCUGCAAUGUAUGUGCUUGCAUCACAGAAAAGUUGGAGCAGAAGCUGACAUAUGUGGCAGCACGCCUUCCACUUCCAUUGCAUCUCGCGCUGGCUCAAGACGCGUCAGGUCUGCCCGCUCGACAACCGGGACUGGGAGUUCCAGAAGUACGGUCGCUAGAGGAGGGGAGGGGAAGAAGCAAGAGCGCCACGACUGCAAGCAUGGUGAACAAGGUCAACGGAAGCACGAACGAAUCAAGGCGCACAAGAGGAAUGAGGCAUGGGCAUCGAAGCUCGGCGUGGCUGGCGUUAUGUGCUUCUCGGCAAAUGCUAGCGGUUCACAGCACCGUCUGCACCAGCAUAGACGUUGCGCUAGCCCUCAAAAUGAAAGCUCCAAACACAUGUCAUCUCCAUUCUUUACUCCGAAACCGCGUUGCCCACCCACCCCAUCAGCUCCCCUCCACAGUAAUCCCCUGCGCCCACGCCCCCCUCCCCGUCCUCGCCGGCAACCACGGCAACGGAUCCUUGUUGAAGAACGGCCACGGCGGUACCACCACCAGAAACCCCAAUGUAGAGUGUCUGGUAGAUGUUCUGGGUGACGAAGCCGACGAUGAAGGCGAGGAGGCCGGAGAGGGAGAGGAGGGUGGUGGAAAGGGUUUCGGCAAGGCGUUGGCCUUUGAAGUCCUGUAA